Messenger RNA from Hippocampus comes (tiger tail seahorse), 1417 nucleotides. RefSeq names its product ring finger protein 32 (gene rnf32). Gene Ontology annotation, molecular function: metal ion binding; protein binding. Bases 27 to 1076 code for a protein of 349 amino acids. The record is from RefSeq and is a predicted model, not a curated record. The transcript is spliced from 7 exons. NCBI's taxonomy places the organism in Eukaryota, Metazoa, Chordata, Actinopteri, Syngnathiformes, Syngnathidae.
ACUGCUCCAAACUCUGCGCUGAUAGGAUGGCAACGCGGAAGAAUUCCAAAGCAAGCAGUAGGUUGGUGAUCACCUCAGUGGCCCUUCAGGAUCACAUCACCAGGAAUUUUCUUGAACCUGAUUUCUUGCUUUCGGACCCGCUGCUGACAUUCAAAAGCAAAGGACACUCAAAGGAGAGAGCGAUCCGAAGCGAUCUUCCUCUGAGCCUCGGAGAAGAGCGAGAAUAUGUACUUGAUCCCGUGCCGCUGCCUCCGACGUUAGCUCAGAGGAUGGGCUUAGUGGCGUUGCCCCCAGAGAGGCUGAGCGAAGAUGAGUGGACUCUAGUGAAAGCCAGAUCGGUCCAGCAACGGGAAUCCGAGCAGCCUUGCGCAAUAUGCAGGGAGGCCUUCUGCCUUAAACCUCAGGUGUUGCUGUCGUGCUCACACGUCUUCCACAAAGCCUGUCUGCAGGCCUUCGAGAGGUUCUCCGGCCGCAAGUGCUGCCCCAUGUGCCGCCGGGAGCCGUACGAAACACGAGUCAUCCACGACGCCGCGCGCCUCUUCCGAAACCACUGCGCUGUUCGAAUUCAAGCUUUCUGGCGAGGCUACGUGGCCCGGAAGUGGUACGGGAAUAUUCGGAGGACCGUCUGCCCGAAAGACAAGCGGCUCCGGCGCAAAUUCCUCGAAGCCAAGCUGCAGGAGCUGAGCGACGACUUCGUGCGACGCUGUCACACCGACGCCGAAGCUUUUCUCAGCGAUAUCGACCGCUCGCUGUCAUCGAGUCGCCGAGUAUUUCGCCUGCUGGAGAGAAAAAAGCACGUCGCCGAGCCUCGGGAGGACGACUGGCGGCGCAUACAGAGUCAGGUGACCCAGCGGGGGGCCGGCGACUGCCCCAUCUGCCUGACGGCGCUGUGCGACCCGGGAGCGACGCCUGGCUCCUCUGGCUUCAAGCUCCAUCAACGAGGAAGACGCUCGGUGCUCCUGUCCUGCUCCCACCUCUUCCAUCAGGUCUGCCUGGAUGCCUUUGAGGCCUUCGUUGCGGACCGCAGCCCCGCGUGCCCCCUCUGCAGGUCCAGAUACCACAAGAAGCUCAUCUGAAGCAGGUAGAGACCCCUUUUGGAUCAUCGCAGUUAGUAAAAGCAGGAUAGAAUGGAUGUCAUAUCAUUAGCCUUUCCUAACUAAGUGGAACAUACUCAAAAUCAGAAACCUUCCUAGUCAUCAAAAACUUGAUCUAAUAGUAUCGGAGUAUUAGUAUCAGUGAAUUUUACAAGUCUGAGUACAUCCUGAAUUCUAUUAUGUGUCGUCUGGAGCAAUACUGUCUGUGAGUCCGUAUUUUUGUCAAUUGGUACUUGUCCAAUAUCAAACUAUUCCUGAGAAUACAAAUGACAAUCAUGGGGAUAUUCUUCAACUUUUAUUUGCAAACACACAGACAUUAAAAA